AUUUCACUGAUAGAUAAGAUUGAAGAUUUCAAUCAUAUCUACUCCUGACCCGCCAAUCAUAUACAACAGCUAAAUUACAUUUGAUUUUUUAAGAUAACCAGGUAAAGUAAAUGGAAGGAGAUAAUAAACAAGAUCGAAUGUCACGAAUUGUCACAGUCGACGUAGCAGCAGCUGAACUGUAUAUCUCGCACAGCCCUAACGUGUUCUAUUAUUAGUGCGUUACUACUAUCGAUUAUAAAUCGAAAUUUCAUAAAAACAGAUCACAAAAAUGUGGAUUAUAAUAUUAACACUAUUAAUAGUGUCAGUGAUAACUUACUAUCUACGGAAACCGAAUGACUUCGAUAAAAGAGGAAUAAUUUACGACAAGUCAUUAUCAAUCAGUAAAACACUGGGCGCUCUGUUCUUCCGUCGUAUUUCGAUUGCUGACAUGAUGACUAGAAUAUACGACACCAAGAGUGACGCUAAAUACAUUGGUAGUUACUUCAACGGACCAUUACUAGUGAUUCGUGAUCCAGAGUUGAUUAAGAUCAUCAGUAUCAAGCACUUCGAUCAUUUCAGUUAUCAUAAGAGGUAUUUUGAUCCAGACCGGGAUCCAUUCUUUGGUGCUAAUCUGUCUGCUCUCAAUGGGGAUAAGUGGCGGGACAUGAGAACUCUACUGAGUCCAACGUUCACAUCUAGCAAAAUGAAAGCAAUGUUCAAGCUUAUGUCGGCAUGUGCAAAAAAUUUUUCCGAUUACAUUGCCAAAGAGACCUCAGAAAAACCUGUAAUAUAUAAUACUAAAGACGCAUUUACUCGUUACACGACAGACGUCAUAGCAACUUGUGCUUUCGGCGUUGAGGUUGACUCGAUGAAGCACCCGGAUAAUGAAUUCUAUGUCCUUGGUAAAAAGGCGGGGGUUUUGAAGGGCUUCGUUAAGUUCAAGAUGCUCUUGCAAAUGGUUGUACCAAUCGUCAUGAAGAUUCUCGGAAUUCAUCUGCUGGAUAGGAAAAUUGAGAAGUUCUUCACUGACCUUGUGAGGAACACCAUUCAAACCAGAGAUCGGGAAGGUAUCGUCCGUCCGGAUAUGAUUCAACUGCUGAUGGACUCUAGGAACAAUGAGAAAGGACUUAAACUCGAUAUCAUUGACAUGACAGCGCAGGCGUUUGUCUUUUUCUUCGGUGGUUUUGAGACGUCGUCGACUAUCAUGUGCUUUUUGGCUCAUCACAUCGCUGAUGAUCAUCAAGUUCAGAGAAAACUCCAGGAGGAGAUUGAUGAAGUCUGGGAGGCAUGUCAUGGAGACCUUACCUAUGAAGCGAUUAAUAGGAUGGAGUACUUGGAUGCUGUUGUUAAUGAGUGUCUGAGAAUGUACUCGAUCACUUUAGGUACUGACAGAAUUUGCACUAAAGAAUUUGAAUUACCUCCAGCAUUACCUGGAAUGCAACUAGUUCUCGUCAAGCCUGGUGAAGGUCUUUGGUUCCCGAUCUACGCCAUCCACAGAGAUCCCAAGUACUUCAACGAUCCCAACAAAUUCAUUCCGGAGAGAUUCAUUGAUCAUCCUAGAGAGACACUUCAUUCUCCAGCCUUCAUUCCGUUUGGCUCAGGUCCCAGAAUGUGCAUUGGAAACAGAUUUGCUACUCUGGAAAUCAAAGUUGUGAUAUUUUAUCUGAUGCUGAAAUGCUCAUUACGAAUCAGUGAUAAAAUGAUCAUGCCUCUGGAGUUUGAUAAGUCGAAUCUUAAUUUGGGAGCUGAGGGCGGAUUUUGGUUGGAUGUAAUGAGGAGAAGUAAAUAAAAAUGUGAGUGGAAUAAAUUGAAACUUAGCGAGUCGUUAAAUAAUUACAAGAUCCAAAAACGGUUUAUUUUGUCGGAUUAAUUUGAUCAACAGUUUGUUACAAAUCUCAAAAAACUUCUUUGGCUAAUUAAUAUACUAUAUACUAAUUAUUAACUAUAGAAAAAAGUCUCAUUAUUCAACGAAAAAAAUUACCACCAAUUUUGCGUGUUUGAGACUAAAUUAAUGUUUUUCUCA
Molecule: messenger RNA, 2002 nt
Organism: Fopius arisanus
Lineage: Eukaryota; Metazoa; Arthropoda; Insecta; Hymenoptera; Braconidae
Product: cytochrome P450 9e2
Exons: 1
Coding region: 269-1768 (499 amino acids)
Molecular function (GO): heme binding; iron ion binding; monooxygenase activity
Source: RefSeq, a predicted model, not a curated record